AUGAUCCCAUCGGUCGCCCUCCUCCUCCUCUCUCUUUUCGCCCUCGCGGCGAGGACGACGGAGCCGGCAUGCCCCACCGAGGUGAUCCGUCCCUGCGACUGCGGCGAAUACUCCAGCGGCAACGCGAAAGUGAACUGCUCGAGUGCCAGGGGAAGUGUGGAGAUCUCGUCGGCGCUGAGGAAUGCGCCCUGGCCCUCCAGUCACAUUUGGCAAUUCGAGCUGGCAGAUAACACGGAGGUGAAGGACCUACCCGAGGGAGUCUUCGGGAGUCUCUCCUUCGAGAAGAUACUCAUCUACAACACUACCUUGAGGACGAUCCACUCGUCGUCGAUCCUGUCGUCCAGAGACCGUCUCGUCGACCUGACGAUCGCGCACAGUCGCCUGGAGGUAUUCCCCUUCCACCUCCUGCCGGCCUUCUCCGUCCUGAAGAAGCUCUGGCUCCAGAACAAUUCGUUGACGUCGGUUCCCGUGCUUAAGAGCGAAAGCCUCGAAGUCCUGUAUCUUUACAGCAAUCGAAUAACGAGAGUGGAGGAAGACGGAUGGGCGACUCCCAACCUGAGGGAACUCUACCUCAGUUACAAUCCUCUGUCGGAGAUUCCCUCAGCAGUCAUCACGGGCCUCACGAACUUAGAGAAAUUCUAUUGUUCCGGCUGCAAUCUGGGGGGAACCCUUCCGAGCGGGUUUUUGGUGUUCCGCAGCAAGGCCUUGAGGCUGGUGUCGCUCUGGAAGAACGGGAUCGCAAGACUGGAUCCGGGAGCCAUCGUAGGUCUACGGGCCGACACAACGCUUGAACUCACCUGGAACAACGUGGCUCAUUUGAACGAAGGGAUCUUCCGACCCAUGCUGGAGGUGAUGUCCCACGGAAUCGGGCUCCUCGACCUGGAGGACACGAAACUGGACUCGGAUUCACAAGGAACAGUCAUGUCCACAAACUCAUUCUUGUAUUCAUCCGUCGGCUAA
Messenger RNA from Darwinula stevensoni, 960 nucleotides. The record is from the annotation of a GenBank genome assembly. Lineage: Eukaryota; Metazoa; Arthropoda; Ostracoda; Podocopida; Darwinulidae.